Messenger RNA from Aspergillus chevalieri, 600 nucleotides. Its product is annotated as putative cell wall protein. The transcript is spliced from 2 exons. The record is from RefSeq and is a predicted model, not a curated record. NCBI's taxonomy places the organism in Eukaryota, Fungi, Ascomycota, Eurotiomycetes, Eurotiales, Aspergillaceae. Bases 1 to 600 code for a protein of 199 amino acids.
AUGGCAAUCAAAGCAAGCCUCUUCUUCCUCAUGCUCACCGUCGGCCCGGCCACGGUCCUCUCAAUCCCAAUGCCAGAACCCACCAAAACCCUCCAAACCCGCUCCUCCGAAUCCGGCUUCGACGCCGGCAUUGACGACGGCCCCUACCUUACGUCCCACUCCUCUGACGAAGAUGACGGUUCCACCUCCGACAACCUCAACGCUGGUAUCCCAGACGGUCCCCACGUAAACCUCUACGAUACCUACACGCCUCCGCCCCCGGAGACCACACAGUACCCUUCCCCAGAGCCAACUUGGACUCCUGAGCCUAUUCCCGUUCCGUCUCCGGAGCCGACGCCUGUUUCACCGCCGCCGCCGCCGCCUGUUGAGCCUUUGCCUGAGCCGGAGGAAGAACCGCAGCCGGAGCCUGAACCGGAACCUGAAGAGCCUGAGGAGGAGGAGGAGGAGGUUGGGGAGUGUCCUGCUCCUGAGCCUGAAGAGGUGCCUGAGCCCGAGCCCGAGCUGGAGUGCCCCUGUGAGGAGCGGUUCAACUCGUUGGAGGAGAAAUUGGCGCAGAUCAGCACGCAGUUGGAUGCGUUGAGGCAGGUGCAGGUUGAUUGA